UUAAGCCGGCAAAAAGCACCCAAAAAUGCAUUCCCGCAAAAAACUAACCCUAAAUUCGCGAAAACCUUUCACCUUGAAAUCACUCUGCCACUACACUAAACUGGUGCUCUCAACAUCACACCUUCUCAAGUUCCAUAGAGAUGCAAGAUCUGUGCAACGAUUCAACACUCGAUCAAGAAGAUUAAUAAUCCAGGUUAGGCACAAUAUGAAGUCUAUUGCUACAAGGUCUGAAGUGCUUACACCUAGUACUGACUUAACUCUAGAUGAUUCUGAUGAUGAAUUACUGGAUGCAUAUAUGUCAGAUUUAGAAAAGAAUGCUAAUGCAGGGGGAGGAGGAAGUAGCAGUAGUAAGGCAGAUAAUGAUGAGGAAGAAUAUAGUGGUGAUGAAGGAGCUAGUACUGAUGAGGGAGAUAGUGGUGAUGUAGGUGAUGACAGUGAUGUUGGACAAGGUAAUGAUGUUGAGGUAGCCAAUGAUGAUGAUCAUGAUGAAGAAUUGGUGUAUGAGUCUGAGGACUGUGACAUGCUAUUGUAUGAAUAUGACAGUGAUGAUGAAGUUAGGGUGCGUGGGCAUGGAAAUCCAAAGUAUGAUCCUAAGGUGAAAGAAAAAGAAUAUGUGUUUCAGCUUGGAAUGGAAUUCAAAACUUUAAAGGACUUCAAGGAGGCUGUUAGAGGUUAUGCUGUAGAUGGGGGUUAUCAAAUACAAAUGGUUAGGAAUGACAAAUUGAGGUGUAAGGCUAGGUGUGAUAAUGGAUGUCCAUGGAUGAUUUGGUGCUCUCAGAUCAGGGGGAAAACCACAUACCAAAUAAAGACCUAUAUUAAGAAGCAUAGGUGUAACAGAAUGAUGCCAAACAAACAAGCCAAUAGCUCAUGGCUUGCCACUAGAAUGGUGGAUAAGAUUAGGAGUGAGCCAAAAAUUAGUGCUACACAGAUAUGCACUUAUGCUAAAGAACACAUGUCACUUGCUAUAUCAAGGACUCAUGCUUACAGGGCCAAGAAAAAGGCAUUAGAUAUAAUCCAAGGUAAGCACAAUGAGCAGUAUGGACAACUGAGGAGUUAUUUUAGUGAGGUUUUAAGGACAAAUAGGGGCAGUACAUGCAAUAUCAUUGUAGAUAGGGCUAGGCCUGAAGAUCCUGCAGUGUUCAAGAGAGCCUAUGUAUGCUUAGCAGCAUUGAAGAAAGGGUUCAUCGAAGGGUGUAGGCCUCUAAUUGGGCUAGAUGGUUGUUUUCUAAAGACUGUGUAUGGUGGUCAAUUACUUACUGCAAUUGCCCAGGAUGGAAGCAAUGGCCUUUUCCUUAUUGCUUGGGCAGUAGUGGAUAGGGAAAAUGGGGACUCAUGGGAUUGGUUUCUUAGGAAGCUCUUGUUGGAUAUUGGUGGUUUUGAUAACAAUAGAUGGUGCUUCAUUUCAGAUAGGCAGAAGGGCUUGGUUCAGGCAAUUGAAGGGUUGGAAAGAGAGAUGCAACAAAGAAUAGAACAUAGGUUCUGUGUUAGGCAUAUUUAUGCCAAUUUUAGUAAGCAAUGGCCUGGAGCUCACUUUAGGUGGCUAGUUUAUGAAUGUGCAAAGUCAACUACAAUGCAGGGGUUUAACAUCCACAUGCAAAAAAUUAAAGACUUAGAUGAAGCUGCUUGGAAAUACUUGAGUGACAUAAGACCUUGUUUGUGGACUAGGGUUGCAUUUUCAACCUUCAGCAAGAACGAUUCAAUUGUGAAUAACAUGUCUGAGAGCUUUAACUCAAUGAUAUUGCCAUCUAGGGAUAGGCCAAUUAUAACAUUGCUUGAGAAAUUAAGAGCUGAUGCUAUGGAUAGACAUGUGAUGCUUAGAGAAACAAUGUCAAGAAAGCAAGGGGUUCUUGUGCCAGAAGUACACAAGAUUCUGGAUAAGGAAUUUGAAAAUAGUAGGUUAUGGACAGCAAAGUGGACAGGAGAUGAUCAACAUGCCAUUUUUCAGGUUAGUAAGAAACCAGAACAAUACAUUGUCAAUGUGGAAAGGGCAACGUGUACAUGCAGGGCUUGGGACCUGUCAGGUAUACCAUGUACACAUGCUGUUGCAGCAAUUGGUUGGUGCACAAGGACCCAGCUGAUUUUGUCCAUCAAGCUUAUACUAAAGCAACCUAUUUGAGGGUGUACAAGUUCAAUGUAGAGCCAACAAAUGGAGAGAAUCUGUGGAUUAGUACUGGUGGUGAUACUGUUCUUCCUCCUCCAAUUAAUGUUGUAGUUGGAAGGCCAACCAAAAAGAGGAGAAGGGAGCAUGAUGAGCCCA
This is a messenger RNA of Tripterygium wilfordii, 2257 nucleotides long. RefSeq lists its product as uncharacterized. The record is from RefSeq and is a predicted model, not a curated record. The transcript has 3 exons. Lineage: Eukaryota; Viridiplantae; Streptophyta; Magnoliopsida; Celastrales; Celastraceae. Gene Ontology annotation, molecular function: zinc ion binding. The coding region runs from base 26 to 2116 and encodes 696 amino acids.